AUGGCGGGUCUAGUAGCAAGGAAGUGCAUCACCCCUCUUGUUGUGAUCAAAAGGCUCUCUUACCCGGAAUAUAAAGCCCAAGCCGCCUACCACGAGAAGGUAAAAAUAACCUGUAUAACUAGCUGUGGUUGAUAGCUGAUAAAUUCAACCAAGUGUGACUGUUGAGGUCGUAAACUCGCCCAACGUGAAUGGCUUGGUAGCUAACGUUUGACAACUAGUAGGUUAGCUACCUACAUUAGCCGGUAACUAAACUUGCCCAGAAGCAAUGGUAGCUACGCUAGCUAGGUUGCAUUGAUUAUGUAUUUGUUUAGAUUUGUCAUACAGUACACUAGUUAGUUGAAAUAUAUUCAUUAAAGAAUGCGGUAGCUUAGGUAACAACAUGCGUCACACGCCUUGCCUAGUACUGUUAACUUAGAUACAGUUAAUUAGCUAAGGUUACCUUUACAGUCUAAAUAACAUGUUAGAAGAUCGUUUUUUUAUGGUAAUUUUUUCUGCCAAUGCAAUGUUCAUGUACAGCAGCAUGUCGGUGAGGCUGGUGUUAUUUGAAGGUUAAUCUGUUACUUCCUGAGCUGUUAGCUAUUUCCACAGUUGUUUUGUUAACAGGUACCUAACUAACUCAUUUAGUUACGCUAGGUGACAUGUACUGAAGCAGCAUCCAUAGUGGUAGCCCUGGCAAUACGCAGUUUCAUUGAUUCUGGAUGUUAUUACAGAAAGUCUGAAAUAAUAACAUUUCCACAGUAACUCGGUUUCUGUUUUAACCUACAUUAGAUAUAUGUUAAGAGGACAUCCUAGUCCUUGAUCAUGACUCUCCGUUCCAUUACAUUACACAUAAGUCAUUGGACGAAGGCCUCUUCUAUACGGAGACGUUUUAAACGCUCGGUCUGAACAUUGAAGGCCAAAUCAAACAAAGUGUGUUUUUACGAGCGUGUAUGCGCUUCAAAUUAGAAAGCAAAAAUAGAUACAUUGGUAAAGUGAGCGGAUAAAUUGCCAGAAAAUAGACUGUUUGUGCAUUGUUACGUCUGGAAUUGUGACACUUAUCGUUAAGUGUAUAUUUGAGCAAUAAGGCUCGAGGGGUGUGGUAUAUGGCCAAAUUACAUUUACAUUUACGUCAUUUAGCAGACGCUCUUAUCCAGAGCGACUUACAAAUUGGUGCAUUCACCCUAUAGCCAGUGGGAUAACCACUUUACAAUAGUUUUUAUUUUUAUUUUUAUUUAUUUUUUUUGGGGGGGGGGGGUAGAAGGAUUACUUUAUCCUAUCCCAGGUAUUCCUUAAAGAGGUGGGGUUUCAAAUGUCUCCGGAAGGUGGUGAGUGACUCCGCUGUCCUGGCGUCGUGAGGGAGUUUGUUCCACCAUUGGGGUGCCAGAGCAGCGAACAGUUUUGACUGGGCUGAGCGGGAACUAUGCUUCCGCAGAGGAAGGGGAGCCAGCAGGCCAGAGGUGGAUGAACGCAAUGCCCUCGUUUGGGUGUAGGGACUGAUCAGAGUCUGAAGGUACGGAGGUGCCGUUCCCCUCACAGCUCCAUAGGCAAGCACCAUGGUCUUGUAACGGAUGCGAGCUUCAACUGGAAGCCAGUGGAGUGUGCGGAGGAGGGGGGUGACGUGAGAGAACUUGGGAAGGUUGAACACCAGACGGGCUGCGGCAUUCUGGAUGAGUUGUAGGGGUUUAAUGGCACAGGCAGGGAGCCCAGCCAACAGCGAGUUGCAGUAAUCCAGACGGGAGAUGACCAGUGCCUGGAUUAGGACCUGUGCCGCUUCCUGUGUAAGGCAGGGUCGUACUCUCCGAAUGUUGUAGAGCAUGAACCUGCAGGAUCGGGUCACCGCCUUGAUGUUAGCGGAGAACGACAGGGUGUUGUCCAGGGUCACGCCAAGGCUCUUCGCACUCUGGGAGGAGAACACAACGGAGUUGUCAACCGUGAUGGCGAGAUCAUGGAACGGGCAGUCCUUCCCCGGGAGGAAGAGCAGCUCCGUCUUGCCAGGGUUCAGCUUGAGGUGGUGAUCCGUCAUCCAUACUGAUAUGUCUGCCAGACAUGCAGAGAUGCGAUUCGCCACCUGGUUAUCAGAAGGGGGAAAGGAGAAGAUUAGUUGUGUAUCGUCAGCGUAGCAAUGAUAGGAGAGGCCAUGUGAGGAUAUGACAGAGCCAAGUGACUUGGUGUAUAGGGAGAAAAGGAGAGGGCCUAGAACUGAGCCCUGGGGGACACCAGUGGUGAGAGCACGUGGUGCGGAGACAGCUUCUCGCCACGCCACUUGGUAGGAGCGACCGGUCAGGUAGGACGCAAUCCAGGAGUGAGCAGCGCCAGAGAUGCCCAGCUCGGAGAGGGUGGAGAGGAGGAUCUGAUGGUUCACAGUAUCAAAGGCAGCAGACAGGUCUAGAAGGACAAGAGCAGAGGAGAGAGAGUUAGCUUUAGCAGUGCGGAGAGCCUCCGUGACACAGAGAAGAGCAGUCUCAGUUGAAUGACCAGUCCUGAAACCUGACUGGUUUGGAUCAAGAAGGUCAUUCUGAGAGAGAUAGCAAGAGAGUUGGCUAAAGACGGCACGCUCAAUAGUUUUGGAAAGAAAAGAAAGAAGGGAUACUGGUCUGUAGUUGUUGACAUCAGUGGGAUCGAGUGUUGGUUUUUUGAGAAGGGGUGCAACUCUCGCUCUCUUGAAGACGGAAGGGACAUAGCCAGCGGUCAAGGAUGAGUUGAUCAGCGAGGUGAGGUAGGGGAGAAGGUCACCGGAGAUGGUCUGGAGAAGAGAGGAGGGGAUGGGGUCAAGCGGGCAGGUUGUUGGGCGGCCUGCAGUCACAAGUCGCAAGAUUUUAUCUGGAGAGAGAGGGGAGAAAGAAGUCAAAGCAUAGGGUAGGGCAGUGUGAGCAGGACCAGCAGUGUCAUUAGACUUAACAAACGAGGAUCGGAUGUCGUCAACCUUCUUUUCAAAGUGGUUGACGAAGUCAUCCACAGAGAGGGAGGUGGGGGGGAGGAUUCAGCAGUGAGGAGAAUGUGGCAAAGAGCUUCCUAGGGUUAGAGGCAGAUGCUUGGAAUUUAGAGUGGUAGAAAGUGGCCUUAGCAGCAGAAACAGAUGAAGAAAAUGUAGAGAGGAGGGAGUGAAAAGAUGCCAGGUCAGCAGGGAGUUUAGUUUUCUUCCAUUUCCGCUCAGCUGCCCGGAGCUCUGUUCUGUGAGCUCGCAAUGAGUCAUCAAGCCACGGAGCUGGAGGGGAGGACCGAGCCGGCCGGGAGGAUAGGGGACACGGGAGUCAAAGGAUGCAGAAAGGGAGGAGAGGAGGGUUGAGGAGGCAGAAUCAGGAGAUUGGAGGGAGAAGGAUUGAGCAGAGGGAAGAGAUGAUAGGAUGGAAGAGGAGAGAGUAGUGGGAGAGAGAGAGCGAAGGUUGCGGCGGCGCGUUACCAUCUGUGUAGGGGCAGAGUGAGUAGUGUUGGAGGAGAGCGAGAGAGAAAAGGAUACAAAGUAGUGGUCGGAGACAUGGAGGGGAGUUGCAGUGAGAUUAGUAGAAGAGCAACAUCUAGUAAAGAUGAAGUCAAGCGUAUUGCCUGCCUUGUGAGUAGGGGGGGACGGUGAGAGGGUGAGGUCAAAAGAGGAGAGGAGUGGAAAGAAGGAGGAAGAGAGAAAUGAGUCAAAUGUAGACGUAGGGAGGUUGAAAUCCCCCAAAACUGUGAGGGGUGAGCCAUCCUCAGGAAAGGAACUUAUCAAGGCGUCAAGCUCAUUGAUGAACUCUCCAAGGGAACCUGGAGGGCGAUAGAUGACAAGGAUAUUAAGCUUAAAUGGGCUAGUGACUGUGACAGCGUGGAAUUCAAAUGAGGAGAUAGACAGAUGGGUUAGGGGAAAAAUUGAGAAUGACCACUUGGGAGAGAUGAGGAUUCCUGUGCCACCACCCCUCUGACCAGAUGCUCUCGGGGUAUGCGAGAACACAUGGUCAGACGAGGAGAGAGCAGUAGGAGUAGCAGUGUUUUCAGUGGUAAUCCAUGUUUCCGUCAGCGCCAGGAAGUCGAGGGACUGGAGGGUAGCAUAGGCUGGGAUGAAGUCAGCCUUGUUGGCAGCAGAACGGCAGUUCCAGAGGCUGCCUGAGACCUGGAACUCCAGGUGUGUGGUGCGUGCAGGGACCACCAGGUUAGAGAGGCAGCAGCCACGCGGUGUGAGGCGUUUGUGUAGCCUGUGCGGAGAGGAGAGAACAGGGAUAGGCAGAGGCAUAGUUGACAGGCUGUAGCAGAUGGCUACAACAAUGCAGAGGAGAUCGGAAUGAAAUGAACUAAACAUCUGGGAAAGGAGAGAGCAGGGCCUCCCUCACCAAAAAAAUAUAACUCUCCCAACUUCCACCUCAGAAACUAUAAUUGUUUCACUGAACCACCCGAAUAAAACUCUCCCAACUUCCACUUUAGAAAUUAGAAUUGUUUUAAACUACAGCGGUUCAAUGUUUCAAGGAAUAGACUCAACUUACUUUAUUCAGCUAACUAACUAUGACGCCAUAGCUAACUAGCAUGCUAGCAUCCAAUAACACACAGUUUAGCACCAAUACUUGGUUACAACAAAUUACCAAUAGUGUGUUAACACACUAAACAGAUAAUUUGUGUCCGUGUCUAGUUCUUUCAUAACGCAGCAAUAAUUAAACGUUGGCUAGCUAGCACAAAGAUAUUGUAUUUAGCUACUACAGUACAGCUAGCUGGUAGUGUUGGCUAGCUAGCAAUGGCUGCUGUGUUGACUUUGUUUGAAAAACGGCGUCGCUGCGAAUGAAUGUAGCUGGCUAAAAGGAUAUUGUAUUUACCGAGGUGAGUUAGCUAGCUAGCUUCGUGCUACACCCGGCACCGCCGAAUACAAAAGUAACCUACAAUAACUACAUACAACAACUACCCACAACAACCCACGAUGCCUAGCUACAAUACCCAACUACAAUCUAAAUACAUAGUUUAAGCCUUACUCGACAAAGCCCAAGCUAUGCAUAAAGCCAAACUUACCCGACGCCAGCUAUCUGGGUGGUUUUCUGCAAUCAGUAGCUGUAAUUAAGUACACUAGCUACUAACUACCUAACGUUAAUGCUUCAGAUAAUGAGGUUAGAAAAACAGCUGAAUGGUAGGUAGCUAGCUGGCUUAAUUACAGAUACUCUUAAGCGUGAAAUAACAUUGGAAACAACUAUCCACCGUUGCUAAAAGUUACCAGUGGCUACCCGCUAGCUAGCUAGCUCUAUCGGUUAAUGCUUCAGAUAAUGAGGUUAGAAAAACAGCUGAAUGGUAGGUAGCUAGCUGGCUUAAUUACAGGUACUCUUAAGCGUGAAAUAACAUUGGAAACAACUAUCCACCAUUGCUAAAAGUUACCAGUAGCUACCCGCCAGGUUAGCUAGCCUCGUGCUUCGCCGGGCUCACUCGAAUACAAUACUUACCUACAAUAAUUACCUAUAAUUACCUACAAUAACUACCUAAAUAAACUACCUACAGUAUCUAACUACAAUACCUACCUACCUACAAUCUAAAUACAUGGUUUAAGCUUUACUCAACACCAUAUAAGAAGCCAAGCUUACCUCCUGCUAGAGAAAACACAACCUCACCCGACGUGAAUACCGGCAGACUGCAUAGCAUAGAGGCUCUGAGUCUCCAUGAACACACGGCAGUGAAAAUGCCAUACCUGCGCUGACUUGAGGAGCUGUAGUCAACCAACGUGUAGCUAGCUUACCAUCACAACCUAGUGAGGCUAAGGGCUGUUCUUAGGACACAGCCCUUAGCUGUGGUAUAUUGGCCAUAUAUCACACCCCCCAGGUGCCUUAUUGCUAUUAUAAACUGGUUACCAACAUAAUUAGACCAGUGAAAAUAAAUGUUUAGUCAUAUCCAUGGUAUAUGGUCUGAUAUGCCACUGCUUUCAGCCAAUCAGCAUUCAGGUCUCGAACCACCCAGUUUAUAAUUGGUUUUAUACAUCGGCUAGGUCUAAUCCUGAAUGCUGAUUGGUUAAAACCGCAUUCCAGCUGGUGUCUAUUCCACAAGUUGCCACAGGCUAAAUCUAUGACAUUAAAAUGCCUAUUUACUCUGUUCCAUCUGACUGCGCAAUCCACUGUCUCAUCAGCCCAGCCAGGCAACGUAUAAACUUGAUCUCCACAAUAAAAAGCAUCUACAGUCGUGGUCAAAAGUUUUGAGAAUGACACAAAUAUACAUUUUCAAAGUCUGCUGCCUCAGUUUUUAUGAUGGAAAUUUGCAUAUACUCCAGAAUGUCAUGAAGAGUGAUCAGAUUAAUUGCAAAGUUCAUCUUUGCCAUGAAAAUGAACUUAAUCCCAAAAAAACAUUUCCACUGCAUUUCAGCCCUGCCACAAAAGGACCAGCUGACAUCAUGUCAGUGAUUCUCUCGUUAACACAGGUGAGAGUGUUGACGAGGACAAGGCUGGAGAUCACUCUGUCAUGCUGAUUGAGUUAGAAUAACAGACUGGAAGCUUUAAAAGGAGGGUGGUGCUUGAAAUAUUGUUCUUCCUCAGUUAACCAUGGUUACCUGCAAGGAAACACGUGCCGUCAUCAUUGCUUUGCACAAAAAGGGCUUCACAGGCAAGGAUAUUGCUGCAAGUAAGAUUGCACCUAAAUCAACCAUUUAUCGGAUCAUCAAGAAUUUCAAGGAGAGAGGUUCAAUUGUUGUGAAGAAGGCUUCAGGGCGCCCAAGAAAGUCCAGCAAGCGCCAGGACCGUCUCCUAAAGUUGAUUCAGCUGCGGGAUCGGGGCACCACCAGUGCAGAGCUUGCUCAGGAAUGGCAGCAGGCAGGUGUGAGUGCAUCUGCAUGCACAGUGAGGCAAAGACUUUUGGAGGAUGGCCUGGUGUCAAGAAGGGCAGCGAGGAAGCCACUUCUCUCCAGGAAAAACAUCAGGGACAGACUGAUAUUCUGCAAAAGGUACAGGGAUUGGACUGCUGAGGAAAAAAGCUUGUCCGGAGAAGACGAGGUGAGCGCUACCAUCAGUCCUGUGUCAUGCCAACAGUAAAGCAUCCUGAGACCAUUCGUGUGUGGGGUUGCUUCUCAGCCAAGGGGGUGGGCUCACUCACAAUUUUGCCUAAGAACACAGCCAUGAAUAAAGAACGGUACCAACACAUCCUCCGAGAGCAACUUCUCCCAACCAUCCAAGAACAGUUUGGCGAAAACAAUGCCUUUUCCAGCAUGAUGGAGCACCUUGCCAUAAGGCAAAAGUGAUAACUAAGUGGCUCGGGGAACAAAAUAUCGACAUUUUGGGUCCAUGGCCAGGAAACUCCCCAGACCUUAAUCCCAUUGAGAACUUGUAGUCAAUCCUCAAGAGGCGGGUGGACAAACACAAACUCCAAGCAUUGAUUAUGCAAGAAUGGGCUGCCAUCAGUCAGGAUGUGGCCCAGAAGUUAAUUGACAGCAUGCCAGGGCGGAUUGCAGAGGUCUUGAAAAAGAAGGGUGAACACUGCAAAUAUUGACUCCUUGCAAUUGUUUGAAUAAACCUCUUAUUGCUGAUAAAUAAGUUCUGCCUGAUUCCUCUAACGAGUUUUCCUCAACAAUGCUAAGUAAGUUAAUUAGCUAAAAUGCCAAAGUUGUUUGUGUAAGGUGAGUCAAAAGGAACAAUCUCAGGCCUCAUUUUUCAAGUGAAGGUCUUUUAAGGGAGUAUGCGAGCACACUCAUUCGGUUCGCCUAGCCGAGUUCGGCUAGGCACCAGCCAAACUGAAGCAUGCUUACGCCUUAACCCCUAGCCUAGUUAACGUUAGCCACCUAGCUAAUGUUAGCCACAACAACAAAUUGGAAUAUGUAACAUGUCAUGUUUUGCAAAUUGCAAUUCGUAACAUCUCAUACGAAAUGGAUGAUGGACAUCCACAAAUUAAUACAUAUUAUACGAAAUGUAACGUCAUACUAAUUAGUUUUCUCAGAUUUACAUUUACUAUUUUACGUCUACCCCUGAGUCCAGGUUGGGGAAAACUGUGUAUAGUAACUGUAUAUUUUGCAUGUGAAAUUAUUUUAAUGUGAUAUGAAAUUAGAGGGAUUUAUGUUUUUAGAACCGGUACCACAAUUGAGAACGAUUCACGUUUAGAUGGAGUAUUUGGCUGUUUUGGCUUUCAGAGCCAGUUCACAUUUUAAACAGAACAUGUAAGGUCCUUGGAGUAUAAGGAGUAACUUUAGGCUCCUUUCGUCCAAUAGUGGGCUAACAAUAUCCAUGUAGCUAGUAUACUGAAGAGAGUGCAUAAUCCAUGAGAAUAAAAUCUAUUUUGUGGAAUUGUCCAUUUUGUAUAUAUUGUUUAGGCUAGCAUUUCAUUACUCAUUCUGAACAUACUGUAUGAAUAGCUUAUAUAGACAGCCUACUGGAAUGUUAACAAAGCCUUUUUUGGCCAAAAGGAACAUAAGCGCAGUCAUUUCCGGCUGCUCCCAGAGAUAUGUGACGAGAUUUAGAUUUAGGCUAGGCCUAAUCAAAACCCCUAUACAUAUCUACCUCUAUCACUCCCGUAUCCCUGCACAUUGUAAAUAUGGUACUGGAACUGACUGACCCUGUAUAUAGUAUGCUUGCUUACUUUCUUGUGUUCUUAUUUUUAUUUCUUGUGUGUUUUUGUUCUACCUUAUGUUAUUUUUAGUAUUACACUGUUAUUGAUAACUGCAUUGUUGGGUUUAGAGCUUGCAAGAAAGGCAUUUCACUGUGCUUGUGCACGUGACAUUUAAAAACUUGAAACUUGAAUAAUACAACUAUUAACAGUACCAACUGGCCCCAAACAAAUUCACCAGGGCCUCAUUACCCAGUUACGUUUUACCUUAAGCAUUACGGUGAUCUUACCAGAUAGGCCUAAUCAAUGCAUCGUUAUUUACGAGCCAACUUUACUAGCCAAGUGUUUCCCAAACAAGCACAUAGAGAGAUCGUUCGCUAAUUUCGUCGUUAGACCAUGUGUCGAUACUGAUGGGAUCAAAAGUAAAGCAACACUGCUCUCGGAUCAGGUUUCUCCAUUCAAAUCUUACCUUAGAAUUAUUCCACAAUACUGACGACAGAUCAGCUCAUAGAGAGAUAUUACCACCUAUGGCUGCAAAUAUUGAGGCGGCUUAUUCUAAAUGCUUACCCUAUAAUAAUGCACUAAAUCAAGAUUUGGCACAUCAUUGCGCACGUUGCACAUCAUGAAAUAUAUUGAGGAAAAAUUAGACAGCCUAGAAUUCAAUUGAAUGAACAUAACAUUUAGUUCAAUGUGAUUGAAAGAACAGGCCUAUAAUGUUCUUUUUCUUUUGCAGCCAUCUCGGUUCUCAUUUGAAGCAUCGUCUUAUCCUUCGCUUAUUUGUAACAAUUGCAAAGACAUUGGCAACUUUGUAUUUGUAGUCAACUUCAUUCUGAAGUUAUCGGUGGUUACAGAGACAGAUAAGCCUGAUUCUGUGUUUUAGAAUGUAUAAAGUGACAGAAGGGCAAAAAAACAAACAUCUAACGACGCAGUUGGCUGUUCUAUGAGUGGUCUGACUGAGGCAGUCGGUAAAUAAGGGUUUUCAAAUGCAACUUUAGUAACUAUGGUUUUGGGAAACAGCUCGGCUACUCAAGAUGCAUCGUAAGAUGGUUCUAACAAUGAUCUUAAUGCUACGAAUGCUCUGGGAAACGAGGCCCUGAUAUUUAGGAUAUUCAGACAGACCUCAUGAUGAUAAUCUCGUCAAAAACUUUGUUCCCAGCAUUGUUCAAUAGUGUAGAGAAUGACUCAGCAUCAUGGCUAUUACGUCUGGGGGGAGGGAGGUUGCAACAGGAAUUACUGUUGUGGACAGUGGAGCCCAGUCCUAAUCUUUUUAUUUUAAUUUGCCUUACGUAAUGUCAACUCCUCGUUGCGUAACAGCAAUGCAAGAGGCCUCUCAGCCUUGAGCCUGCUUUUUUGGGAGACAGUCGGAAUGUGAUUUAGGAUGCUGUUAUGUGAAUGUUUGUAACUGAAGCAAGGAACAUUCCCAAGAGGGGGUCAUCAUAAGCUUGAAUUAAGUGGAAUUUACAAUAUGAUGUUGACUAACCAUGACAUUUCUUUCCUUUUUCCAAUUUUUAGGUAGUGGACCACUAUGAGAAUCCAAGGAAUGUUGGAUCCCUGGACAAGACCUCCAAGAAUGUGGGUACAGGCUUGGUGGGUGCCCCAGCUUGUGGAGAUGUGAUGAAACUGCAGGUGCGUUGGUCCCCUGUCCUCAUUACUCCCUCUGUUUCACCAAGUCCACCUCACAGGAACCUCCGAUGGCCUGGGAUUCUGAAUGAAGUCACAAUUUGCUGUGUUCCAAAGAAGUCUCAACACAGAUGGGAUUUACAGAGAAGCGGCAUGCUCUAUUUAGUUACCAAGCAUAUGUGUUUUAGUAAUGUAACAACAUUGUUUAUGAAUUCAUUUAUGUGGACAAAAGUCACAGUUGAAUAAAGUGACUCCUUUCCUCUCUGCAGAUUGAGGUAGACGAUCAGGGGAAGAUUGUGGACGCCAGGUUCAAGACGUUUGGCUGUGGCUCAGCCAUCGCCUCCAGCUCCCUGGUAACGGAGUGGGUGAAGGGCAAAUCUGUGAGUGAACAUUCUGCACCCAUGACACUUAAUCUGCUUCCUGUUUCACUGUUCUGUCUGAAUGUUGCUCUAGUUGCGUGUCUCUAUUCAAGUCUUUUCCGCCACCCUGUUUAUUUGUUCCUUUUGUUACAUAUCAUGGUUGGAUGGAGUGUAUUUCUUGGUUGAUGGAAUGUUGCUGCCUUGGCUUUCAGAUUGACGAAGCACUGACAAUAAAGAACACGGACAUUGCCAAAGAGCUCAGUCUUCCACCGGUCAAACUUCACUGCUCCAGUAAGCCCUUAUUUCAGUUUAAUAUCUAAGGCUGUUCUUUCCCAACUGUCUAACAAGUUGGAAAAUUCUAAACCAUUUAUUUUUGACCUAUUAUUAAACUCAUUUGAAAUUCCUGACUGUGCCCUUUUCUCCAGUGCUGGCUGAGGAUGCCAUCAAAGCUGCCCUCCAUGACUACCGUCUCAAACAACAGGAUGGCAAGAUUGAGGCUGUCAAAGCCAGCAACUAA
Molecule: messenger RNA, 10929 nt
Organism: Coregonus sp. 'balchen'
Lineage: Eukaryota; Metazoa; Chordata; Actinopteri; Salmoniformes; Salmonidae
Source: the annotation of a GenBank genome assembly